AUGUCCAUGGUCUCCCCAGUAGUAGAAGCAGGGAAACUUGGCUACGGCGGCGCUGGUUACGGAGGCCUAGGAUACGGUGGCCUAGGAUACGGUGGCCUCGGCUACGGAGGUCUCGGGUACGGAGGUCUCGGCUACGGAGGUCUUGGUUAUGGCGGCCUAGGUGGUGGCUUGGGCGGUGGCUUGGGCGGUGUCGGCGGCGGUGUAGGUGGUGUAGGCGUCGGCAGCAGUGUUGCUCUUCUUAGCGGCGGGCCUGCCUUUGCCAAGACCGUGGCCGGACCAGCGUUCGUGGUGAGGACGGUUCACCACGUCAACAAAGUCAGCGGUGGAGGAGCUCUUGUUGCCCACUCUGGUCUCGGAAGCGGAUACGGCGGCGGCUACGGAGGCUACGGAGGUGGUUAUGGUGGAUACGGCGGCGGCUAUGGAGGCUAUGGAGGAUACGGAAGUUACGGAGGCUAUGGAGGUUACGGAGGUUACGGAGGUGGCUAUGGUGGCUACAAAGGUGGUUACAAGGGCUAA
Molecule: messenger RNA, 516 nt
Organism: Dermacentor silvarum
Lineage: Eukaryota; Metazoa; Arthropoda; Arachnida; Ixodida; Ixodidae
Product: shematrin-like protein 2
Exons: 1
Coding region: 1-516 (171 amino acids)
Source: RefSeq, a predicted model, not a curated record